UUGCUACAUUGAAAAACGAAAGGUGAAAAACUCUUACGAAACGUGAGCAGUCAACGGCACAAGAAAAUAAUAAAAAAAAAUUAACAAAUUCACUUAUCAAUGUUGAGAGAAAACAAAAGCUUAAAUGCAAAAAUAUCUCAAAAUAAAUUUUCACAAAAAAAUCUUUCGUUGAAAUAUUUUAUAAAACAACUGAAUCGAUAAAAAGAUUGCUGGAUACAAAAAGCAACAACACAAAGUGCCGAUUUCGAGUGCAACAAAUUUUAAAUCGAGAAAAUUUUUAACCCAAACGCUUAAUAAAGAGGAUACAUCGAAAUGUGUUCAAAGGAGUUAUUCCUGUUUGUUUGUUUAGUUGGUCUGCUCGGUGGCCUCAGACUAACCUCAACAACGACAACCACCACAUUUGUAGCUGCGAUGUCAAUUGGCAAUCAGGACAUAGAACGCUAUUUUCGUUCAGUGAAUGCUUCACAGUCAUUAGCCGUGAUGACCGAAGAUCGCAUUGCUAUGGAUACAUAUACAUUUGCCUUCAUCAAUUACACCUAUUACGGCGAUGAUCACAUUAAGCACGAGGUGCAAUAUGCAGAAGAGAAGGCACGUUAUGGUGAGGGUAGAAUUCUGUCUGUCAAAGGUAAAUUAGUGCACGUUACCGAUGCGAAUGAUUUCACUGAUGACUAUGCAUGCUCACCAAAUAUUUUGGGCACACUCGGUAAUCCAACACCAUCGUCUGGUGUGUCAUGGAUUGCUUUAGUGCGUCGCGGUCGUUGUACUUUCGAGGAGAAGGUGAAGAAUGUGCACUACAAGGGCGCAGCAGGCGUUAUUGUGUACAAUGAUAAGACAGUUCCAAACCUGGAAAAAAUGCAAAUAAAGGGCAAAACUCGUAAUAUAACUGCUGUGAUAACUUAUCUAGAACUCGGAGCAAGUAUGGCUGAUAUUGUUGAUCGAGGUUUUGAUAUGGAAGCUGCCAUUAUUGAAGGCAAAAGUGGCAUGCGGCCUAUUAACACUUUAAAUAGAACUUCUGUGUUAUUUGUUUCAAUUUCAUUUAUUGUACUUAUGGUUGUAUCUCUGGUUUGGCUGAUCUUCUACUACAUACAGAGGUUUAGAUAUCUACAAACAAAAGACCAACAAUCGCGCCACUUGUGUUCCGUUACCAAAAAAGCUAUAAUGAAAAUUCCAACCAAAACUGGAAAAAGCAGCGAUGAGAAAGAUAUUGACAGCGAUUGUUGCGCUAUCUGCAUUGAAGCUUACAAAGCCUCUGACUGUAUUCGAGUACUACCUUGCAAGCAUGAGUUUCAUAAAAACUGUAUCGAUCCUUGGUUAAUUGAACAUCGUACUUGCCCGAUGUGCAAGUUGGAUGUACUUAAGUAUUACGGUUAUGUGUUUUUGGGCAGUGAAGAGAGUAUUUUGGAAUACGAACCAGAUCGUUCAACAAAUAAUACUACAGGCACUGGAAACGCCAAUGGUGCAACCGGUGGUCAAACACCAUCUGCUGCACUUUCGGAUCUCAUUCGUAGUCGCGAAUUUGUUCUAGAUUUUCCACGGUUCUUUGUUGUGGAUACCAGUGCAGCCAGCGCAACACGUGAGUCACUCUUUCUUGCACGUAUGCCCGAACGUUCACAGUCUUCUUUGUCUUUGGCUCAAGCUAAAGAUUGGAUGUUCCAAAUGUCGAAUAAACUAGACCAGCAACAUGGUUUGCGUUAUAUACAAAAAAACGGUGAACAGAGUGAUAUGCGAGAGAAUCUGCUAGGUUUACGUGCAGAAUCCGUUAAAAAGCGUCGUUCCCGUUCUGCAGAUGGUCGAUUCUCAAAUGGUUUCAUAGGACGUAAAGAAUUUUUAUUGCAACGCCAACAACAGCAGGAACAGAAACAACAACAACUGACCAUAGCUACAGCAUCCACAGCACGAAGCAGACGUAAUAGUGAGAUUUUGCGACAACUCACUGAUUCUGCUUUUGCACAGUCAAAGCAACGUCAGAAGGAAUUACUGACUGCUGCAGCAAACAAACGUGAAUCACAUCGUCACAGUGUUAUAUCACUCAAGGAGCUUAACCCAAGAGAAGCAACAAAUGCUGAAGCAACUACUGCUGACGCAAGUGGCAACCCAAAUUCAACAAGCAUCACCAUACAAAUAAAUGGUGAAGGUGUUGAAUUGGAUUAGUGAAUCUCUUUUCGUUCAUUAACAUAUACUUUAUUUAACCUAUGCUAUUUAUAAUAUGUUCUCUUUAAAUUAUUUU
Messenger RNA from Teleopsis dalmanni, 2227 nucleotides. It is a transcript of the gene gol, whose product is annotated as protein goliath. Lineage: Eukaryota; Metazoa; Arthropoda; Insecta; Diptera; Diopsidae. The transcript is spliced from 7 exons. The record is from RefSeq and is a predicted model, not a curated record. Bases 313 to 2151 code for a protein of 612 amino acids.